AUGGCGAGCAAGCGGAAUCGUGUAAAGGUCUAUGUGCUGAAAGAAGAUCAGCAAUGGGGCCAGCUGGGCGUGGGACAAAUCUCCUCAAGUUACAUAGAGUGCCUCCAAAGCGUGUGUCUGCUUGUUCGGUCAGAGUCUGAUGGCUCACUGAUUUUACAGUCCAAGAUACACCCAAACGUGCCCUAUCAGAAACAACAGGGUGUGUUAAUUGUUUGGUCUGAAGAUGAGAACCAUGGUGUGGCACUAAGUUUCCAGGAUCCAGCAGGCUGUCGAGACAUCUGGGAAGACAUAUGCCAAGUCCAAGGUAAAGACCCAACUGUUGAAAUCACACAAGAUCUUUUGGAAGGACCAGACCAAUUUGAUGAAAUGCCAUCAACCAGUAGUCUGGUUGAGCUGCCAAACUGUGAACUCCAUACACUUGAAGAAAUAGCUGAUCUGUUUACUUCUGUCCUUGCUUCACCUAUAGGUAAAGAAAGGUUGGCACUGACCUUGGAAAAUGAAGAUUAUAUUAAAAAACUACUGCAAAUAUUUCACAUUUGUGAGAACCUAAAGAACAUUGAAGGCUUACAUAACUUGCACAAAAUUAUUAAAGGCAUCUUAUUCCUCAACAAAACUCCUCUGUUUGAAAUCAUGUUUUCUGAUGAGUGUAUCAUGGAUGUGGUGGGAUGCCUUGAAUAUGACCCUGCCUUGACUCAGCCAAAAAGAUAUAGGGAAUUCUUGACCCAAAAUGUAAAGUUCAAGGAAGUUAUGCCAAUAACAGACUCUAAACUUAGGCAAAAAAUACAUCAGACCUACAGAGUGCAGUACAUUCAUGAUAUUCUUUUUCCUAUACCAUCCAUAUUUGAAGAGAAUCUUCUCUCUACUCUUACAACUUUUAUUUUCUUCAACAAGGUUGAGAUAGUCAGCAUGCUGCUGGAAGACGAUAUGUUUUUGUUUGAAGUUCUUGCACAGUUAAGGGAUAAGGCUACAGAUGAAAAUAAACGGCUUGAAUUAUUAUUUUUUUUCAAGGAAUUCUGUGGGUUUUCCCAGACACUGCAGCCUCAAAGCAAGGAUGCUUUAUUCACAACAUUGUUACAACUGGGAAUUCUUUCUGCUCUUAAAAUUUUAAUGAGCAUGGAUGAUUUCCAAGUAAAGAUAACAGCUACAGAUAUAUUUGCUUAUCUGGUAGAGUACAGUCCAUCUAUGAUCCGAAUAUUUGUAAUGGAGGAAGCUCAGGAUGGUGAAGAUGAUGAACUUUUUAUUAAUGUAGUAAUUGAACAAAUGAUCAGUGAUACUGAUCCUGAACUUGGAGGUGCCAUUAAUUUGAUGGGACUUCUUCGUUGUCUACUUGAUGUGGACAACAUGCUGCUAGUACCCAAUGAAUGUGAAAGAAGUGAAUUUCUAAAUUUCUUCUACAGACGUUGCAUGCAUAACUUGAUAGCACCAAUUUUGUCUACUACUUCAGAAGACAGAGAUGAAGAGGAUUAUUUAUUUGGACCUGACGAAAACAACACGUUCCUGAUCUUAUCUGCUGUGCGUUUUAUGAGAAGGAUGAUUGGUCUUAAAGAUGAACUUUAUAAUCGUUACAUCAUCAAGGGAAAUCUUUUUGAUCCAGUUGUAAAUGCAUUUCUGAUUAAUGGAACUCGGUACAAUAUGCUAAAUUCGGCUAUUAUUGAGCUAUUUGAAUAUAUACGAGUGGAAAAUAUCAAGUCUCUUGUUGCACAUAUAGUUGAAAAGUUUUACAAGGCUUUUGAAUUGAUUGAAUAUGUUCAGACUUUCAAAGGAUUGAAGAUUAAAUAUGAACAAGAGAAAGACAGACAAAAUCAAAUAAGGAAGAAUUUACAUUCUAUACUAUAUAUUAAAAAUUUUUGCAGAGAUGCCAAUGGCAUGGAGGAGGUGAAGGCUGAUAUGUAUUUUAAGGAAAAUACCACAGAUGUACUUAUGCCACCAAUGGAAAAUGACUUUCCAGAUCAUUAUGAUACAUCUAUAGAUACUAAAAUACCAAAAGAAAAUGGAGAAAAGGUAGACCUUCUCAAAAGAACAUCUUCCGGUGAAUUCAGAAUUUCUUCAUCUAGCUCUCCUGAUUCUGAGGAUGAAAUCAGUACCCCAUCCAGUAGCAGUUUGGUUGGUUUAGUGGAUUAUCCAGAUGAUGAUAAUGAAGAAGAAGAUAAGGAAGAAGACAAAGCAUCCCCCAGAAAGAGACCUCAUCUUGACUUAUAA
Messenger RNA from Marmota flaviventris (yellow-bellied marmot), 2199 nucleotides. RefSeq names its product protein phosphatase 4 regulatory subunit 3C (gene Ppp4r3c). Gene Ontology annotation, biological process: protein dephosphorylation; DNA damage response. Gene Ontology annotation, cellular component: nucleoplasm; protein phosphatase 4 complex. The record is from RefSeq and is a predicted model, not a curated record. Gene Ontology annotation, molecular function: protein phosphatase activator activity. Lineage: Eukaryota; Metazoa; Chordata; Mammalia; Rodentia; Sciuridae.